AUGACCAGCUUCGGGACUGGAUCAGCUACUUCUACCAUCUCUAUCGCCCCUGAUGGCACUGAUCUAACAGGGACAGUUGUUAUCGUAAUACCCGGCCCGAGCUUUACAGGCCCGUUUACGACAAUUACAACAACAGGAACAGGCCCCAAGACAUUGACCAUAACCCAGCCGCCCAUUGCAGGUGACCCUACCGGUACCAUUAUCAUUAUUAAGCCAUUAUUUACUGGACCAUAUGCAACUACUACGAGUACUGGCACAGAUUAUCAAACUUCUACCCAGUUCAUAAUACCAAGUGGGACGGACCUGACAGGAACAGCGAUUGUCAUCGUCCCAUCGACAUCAUUUACGGGACCAUAUACCACAAUAACUAGUACCGGCACGGGAUUGCAAACAUUAUAUACUACUCUACCACCAAGCGGUACUAACUCUACCGGUACAGUAAUUGUAAUUCUGCCUUCAUUAGCAUUUACAGGUCCGUAUACCACAACAACCAGUACCGGCACGGGAUGGCAAACCUCACUUGCCACUUUACUACCAAGUGGAACCAGUACAAUCGGUACUGUAAUCCUCGUUAUUCCUUUAUCUACAUUUACAGGACCAUACACCACAAUUACCAGUACCGGCAUAGGUACCCAGACGUCAUUUACAACCCUACCACCAAGCGGUACUGACUCUACUGGUACUGUCAUUAUCGUUAUUCCAUCAUCCACAUUUACUGGACCAUAUACUACAACUACAAGUACCGGCACAGGAACCCAAACGUCAAUUACGACCCUGCCACCGAGAGGUACUGAUCCCAGUGGUACUGUUAUUGUUGUUAUUCCAUCAUCCAAAUUUACUGGACCAUACACUACAAUAACUAGUACCGCUAAAGGUGUCCAAACGUCAAUUAAGACCCUGCCACCAAGCGGUACUGACCCUAGUGGUACUGUUAUUGUUAUUAUUCCAUUAUCUACAUUUACAGGACCAUAUACUACUACUACAAGUACUGGCACAGGGACACAAACGUCAAGUACGACCCUACCACCGAGCGGUACUGAUCCUAGUGGUACAAUCAUUAUUUUUAUUCCAUCAUCCACAUUUACAGGACCGUACACUACAAUGACCAGUACCGGCGCAGGUUCCCAGACGUCAAUUACGACCCUACUACCAAGCGGUACUGACUCUACUGGUACUAUUAUUGUUAUUAUUCCUUUAUCUAUAUUUACAGGACCAUAUACUACAAUCAUCAGUACUGGUACAGGUUUCGAGACGUUAAUUACAACCCUGCCACCAAGUGGCACUGACUCUACUGGUACUGUCAUUAUGGUUAUUCCAUCAUCUAGAUCUACUGGACCAUAUACUACAAUAACCAGUACCGGUACAGGUUUACGGACGUCAAUUACGACCCUGCCACCGAGUGGCACUGACUCUACUGGUACAAUCAUUAUGGUAAUUCCAUCAUACACAUUCACUGGACCAUAUACUACAAUCAUCAGUACUGGUACAGGUUUCGAGACGUUGAUUACAACCCUGCCACCAAUUGGCACUGACCCUACUGGUACUGUCAUUAUGGUUAUUCCAUUAUCCACAUUUACUGGACCAUAUACUACAAUAACUAGUACCGGUACAGGUACACGGACGUUAAUUACGACCCUGCCACCGAGUGGCACUGGGUCUACUGGUACUGUUAUUAUGGUUAUUCCCUCAUCUACAUUUACUGGACCAUAUACUACAAUGAUUAGUACCGGUACAGGUACAAGGACGUCAAUUACAACCCUGCCACCGAGUGGCACUGACUCUACUGGUACUGUCAUUAUGGUUAUUCCCUCAUCUACAUUUACUGGACCAUAUACUACAAUAACUAGUACCGGUACAGGUAUACGGACGUCAAUUACGACCCUGCCCCCGAGUGGAACUGACUCUACUGGUACUGUUAUUAUGGUUAUACCAUCAUCCACAUUUACUGGACCAUAUACUACAAUCAUCAGUACUGGUACAGGUUUCGAGACGUUAAUUACAACCAUGCCACCGAGUGGCACUGACCCUACUGGUACUGUUAUUAUGGUUAUUCCAUCAUCUACAUUUACUGGACCAUAUACUACAAUAACUAGUACCGGUACAGGUACACGGACGUCAAUUACGACCCUGCCACCGCGUGGCAUUGACUCUACUGGUACUAUCAUUAUGGUUAUUCCAUUAUCUACAUUUACUGGACCAUAUACUACAAUUAUUAGUACUGGUACAGGUUUCGAGACGUUAAUUACAACCAUGCCACCGAGUGGCACUGACCCUACUGGAACUGUUAUUAUGGUUAUUCCAUCGUCUACAUUUACUGGACCAUAUAGUACAAUAACUAGUACCGGUACAGGUACACGGACGUCAAUUACGACCCUGCCACCGAGUGGCACUAACUCUACUGGUACUGUCAUUAUGGUUAUUCCAUCAUCCACAUUUACUGGACCAUAUACUACAAUCAUUAGUACCGGUACAGGUUUCGAGACGUUAAUUACAACCCUACCACCAAGUGGCACUGACUCUACUGGUACUGUUAUUAUGGUUAUUCCAUCAUCUACAUUUACUGGACCAUAUACUACAAUAACUAGUACCGGUACAGGUACACGGACGUCAAUUACGACCCUGCCACCGAGUGGCACUGACUCUACUGGUACUAUCAUUAUGGUUGUUCCAUCAUCUACAUUUACUGGACCAUAUACUACAAUGACCAGUACCGGUACAGGUACAAGGACGUCAAUUACGACCCUAGUACCGACUGGCACUGACUCUACUGGUACUGUCAUUAUGGUUAUUCCAUCAUCUAUAUUUACUGGACCAUAUACUACAAUUAUCAGUACUGGUACAGGUUUCGAUACGUCAAUUACAACCAUACGACCGAGUGGCACUGACUCUAUUGGUACUGUCAUUGUGGUCAUUCCAUCGUCUACUUUUACUGGACUAUAUAUUACAAUAACUAGUACCGGUACAGGUACAAGGACGUCAAUUACGACCCUGCCACCAAGUGGCACUGACUCUACUGGUACUGUCAUUAUGGUUAUUCCAUCAUCCACAUUUACUGGACCGUAUACUACAAUCAUCAGUACCGGUACAAGUUUCGAGACGUUAAUUACAACCCUGCCACCGAGUGGCACUGACCCUACUGGUACUGUUAUUAUGGUUAUUCCAUCGUCUACAUUUACUGGACCAUAUACUACAGUGACAAGUACCGGUACAGGUACACGGACGUCAAUUACGACCCUGCCACCGAGUGGCACUGACUCUACUGGUACUGUCAUUAUGGUUAUUCCAUCAUCUACAUUUACUGGACCAUAUACUAUAAUGACUAGCACCGGUACAGGUACACGGACGUCAAUUACGACCCUGCCACCGAGUGGCACUGACUCUACUGGUACUGUCAUUAUGGUUAUUCCAUCAUCUACAUUUACAGGACCAUAUACUACAAUGACCAGCACCGGUACAGGUACACGGACGUCAAUUACGACCCCGCCACCGAGUGGCACUGACUCUACUGGUACUGUCAUUAUGGUUAUUCCAUCAUCUACAUUUACUGGACCAUAUACUACAAUGACCAGCACCGGUACAGGUUCACGGACGUCAAUUACGACCCUGCUACCGAGUGGCACUGACUCUACUGGUACUGUCAUUAUUGUUAUUCCAUCAUCUACAUUUACUGGACCAUAUACUAUAAUGACUAGCACCGGUACAGGUACACGGACGUCAAUUACGACCCUGCCACCGAGUGGCACUGACUCUACUGGUACUGUCAUUAUGGUUAUUCCAUCAUCUACAUUUACAGGACCAUAUACUACAAUGACCAGCACCGGUACAGGUUUCGAGACGUUAAUUACAACCAUGCCACCGAGUGGCACUGACCCUACUGGAACUUACCAGUACAGGUUCACGGACGUCAAUUACGACCCUGCCACCAAGUGGCACUGA
This is a messenger RNA of Drechmeria coniospora, 3936 nucleotides long. RefSeq lists its product as uncharacterized. The coding region runs from base 1 to 3936 and encodes 1311 amino acids. The transcript is spliced from 2 exons. NCBI's taxonomy places the organism in Eukaryota, Fungi, Ascomycota, Sordariomycetes, Hypocreales, Ophiocordycipitaceae. The record is from RefSeq and is a predicted model, not a curated record. Gene Ontology annotation, biological process: cell adhesion.